AUGAUCUCCGGCCUGCCUUUCGCCAGCGCAUAUUUAGAUAAUCUAAUUAUAUGCAGCAAAACAGCGACAGAACAUAUGGAACAUCUAACUCAACUACUACAAAGAAUCGAGGACUAUGGAUUCGUAUUAAGUCCCGACAAAUGCCAGUUCUUCACAAACCAGGUGAAAUUUCUUGGACAUCUUAUUGAUGAACAUGGACUGCAACCUGACCCAAACAAGAUCAGUUGUAUCAGAGAGAUGCUGCCACCCAAUAAUAUCAAUGAACUUCGAGCAUUUCUUGGUGCCAUUAACUUCUAUGGGAAAUUCGUAUAUAAGAUGCAACAGUUGAGAGGACCACUGGACCAAUUGCUUCGACAAGAUACAAAAUGGAAUUGGUUUCCUCAAUGCCAAAAGGCAUUUGAUCAACUAAAAGAUGUGUUACAAAGUAAAUUAUUGUUAACACACUAUGAUCCAUCUACACCUAUAAUAGUGGCAGCUGACGCAUGUAAUACAGGCAUAGGUGCAGUGAUAUUUCACAAAUACCCCGACGGCAGUCGGAAAGCUAUUUAUCAUGCAUCAAGGACACUCAACGAGACUGAAAGACAUUACAGUCAAAUUGAGAAAGAAGCGUUAGCCCUCAUUUUCGCAGUCACUAAAUUCCACAAAUUAAUCUUCGGGAGAAAAUUUAUUCUGGAGACUGACCACAAAUCUUUAUUACAUAUUUUUGGAAACAAAAAGGGCAUUCCAGUAUACACAGCGAAUCGUUUGCAGAGAUGGUCGUGCACAUUAUUAUUAUACGAUUUCGAGAUCAGAUACAUUUUCACAGAUUCGUUUGGCUAUGCUGAUUUCUUAUCCAGAUUGAUCAACCCCCGAGCGCAACCCAACGAAGAGUCAGUCAUCGCUACGAUCCAUAUGGAGGCAGCUGUGAAACAAAUUCAGCAAGAUUCAAUUAAGGCACUAACAGUGACAUUUGAGGACAUACAACAUGGAACCAAAGAUGAUUCAACACUUCAACGUGACAAAUUACUAAUAGUAAAUAACAGCCUAAUGUUGGGAGAACGCGUAGUAAUACCUCAACAGCUACGUAAUAAGGUACUUCGUCAAAUACAUAAAGGACAUCCAGGAAUGGAAAAAGCCAAAUCGUUGGCAAGAAGUUACGUUUAUUGGCCAAAAAUCGAUAGUGACAUCGAACACACGGUACGAACAUGUAACAAAUGCGCCAUUGCGAAGAAAUCACCGAUCAAAACGUUAUUGCAAUCAUGGCCAAUACCGGAUGCUCCUUGGGAGCGCAUACAUGUAGAUUUUGCAGGGCCUUUCCAUAACAACUAUUUUCUAGUAAUAGUGGACGCCAAAAGCAAAUGGCCCGAAAUAUAUAUGACAAAAACAAUUACAUUAUCACAAACACUCAAACUUAUCAAAGAUGCUUGUUCAAGAUUUGGCAUACCAAAAACUAUUGUAUCAGACAAUGAUACACAGUUUACAAGUCAGCUAUUUCAAGAGUUUUGCGAACUGAACGGCAUACAACAUUUCCGGACAGCACCGUAUAAUCCCCAAUCUAAUGGACAGGCAGAGGUCUUCGUAGAUGUUUUUAAAAGAGGUAUACUAAAAAUCAGCGAAGGAGAGGAGUUAGAAGAAGCGUUAAAUACAUUCCUUACAACGUAUCGCUAUACUCCGAACAAGUAUAUAGACGGGAAAUCACCGGCAGAAAUCAUGAUUGGUAGGAAAUUGAGGACCACUCUAGAUCUACUUAAACCUACCAAACAACCAGGGACUCCACGACGCAAUACCAAACAAGAAUUGCAGUUUAAUAGACAACAUGGAGCAAAAGACAGGAAGUUCAACCGUGGUGAUUUGGUCUACGCCAAACAAUUCACUAACAACACAUGGGAAUGGACACCUGGCGUCAUUACAGAACAGGUCGGUAACGUCAUGUACAAUGUCUUGGACUCAAAUAGGAGACACUCCGAUGAAGAUGGUCGAACGGACUCCAACACAAAACUACCACUAGACUUAUUAAUGGAAGAAUUCCGUGUUGACCACUUGGAUUUGGAUGAUGAUGAUCAAAGUGAGAACUUUGUAACGCCCAGAACCUCGAUAUCAUCCAUAGAAGAUGAAUCUGCACAUGAAGAAAUCUUAGAAGCACGUCCCAGGAGAAUAAGACCACCGGGAUUCCUAAAUGAUUAUGUGCUCUACUAA
Molecule: messenger RNA, 2175 nt
Organism: Wasmannia auropunctata (little fire ant)
Lineage: Eukaryota; Metazoa; Arthropoda; Insecta; Hymenoptera; Formicidae
Exons: 3
Coding region: 1-2175 (724 amino acids)
Biological process (GO): DNA integration
Molecular function (GO): nucleic acid binding
Source: RefSeq, a predicted model, not a curated record